UUAAAAAAAAAGAAAAGCUUUUAAUAGAAAUCGAAAAAAGCCAAUACCCAAAAUCCUCCAUUCAUCCUCACGUUCCUGAUCCGCAACCCCUUCGUUAUUCUCCCAAUUUCUUCAAUCGUGAUUUCUAUAAACAGAAAGAAGAGCCUUGGCUCCAUUCAAUGGAGAAAGAAACAGCUUCUAGGCUAUUCGUUAAUGAUGGUUCAUUUAUGGAGAGGUUCAAACAACUUCAGCAAGAUAAAGGAUCUAAAUUAGAUUCAACUGUAUCAGGUCUCGAGAAACCUAAACCUGCUGUAAGUAAUGCCGGCUCUAAAGCCAGUGAUUCUGGUAAAGUCAGCAAGGCUCCUUCAUCUGGCAAGCUUGCAUUCAGCCUGAAACAGAAAUCUAAACUUGUGGCUCCUGCUGUUAAGUUAAGUGAAGAUGAGGAUGAAGAUGAGAGAGAAGCUGUUAAAGCAUCAGCUGAUGGAUCCAUAAAAAGGCAAAAGCUAGAUCAGUCUGAUGUCUAUGUGCAGUCACUAAAACAAAUUGAUGUUGCACCCCCAUGUCCAAGUGAUCCCGCAGUAAAGAAGGCUGCAGAAAGAUUAGCAAGUUUUGUGGCUAAAAAUGGAAGGCAGAUUGAGCAUAUCACACGUCAAAAGAAUCCUGGAGAUACCCCUUUCAAUUUCUUGUUUGAUGAAAGCUGUGCUGAUUACAAAUAUUAUGAGUAUUUACUUAUUGAGGAGGAAAAGAGACUGGCACACUCUGCAGGCUCUCAAUCACAACACGCUGGUGCUGCUAAACCUAGUGCCUAUAAUAGUUCUCAAAGAUCACAUCAGCAACAUUCAAAUUACCAGACCCCUGCUGCAGCUUUAUAUGAAGCUACAGACAGUGCACCAUCUGAUUAUGAUGAAUCUACAGCCCCCUCAGCUUCUGAUCCGAUAGCUAUGAUGGAAUUCUAUAUGAAAAAGGCUGCACAAGAAGAAAAGAGGAGGCAGCCAAAACACUCUAAAGACGAGAUGCCCCCUCCUGCUUCUCUUCAAGGUAGUGGCAAGAGGGGUCAUCACAUGGGUGAUUAUAUACCUCUGGAAGAGCUCGACAAGUUCAUGGCUAGCUGUAACGAUGUUGCUGCACAGAAAGCAGCAAAGGAAGCCGCAGAUAAAGCAAGAAUCCAGGCUGACAACGUUGGCCAUAGGCUUUUGUCGAAAAUGGGUUGGAAAGAAGGGCAAGGACUUGGAAGCUCUAGUAGUGGCAUAGCUGAUCCAAUUAUGGCUGGUAAUGUGAAGAAGGAUAACUUAGGUGUUGGGGCUUCUAAACCCGGUGAAGUAACACCUGAUGAUGAUAUAUAUGAGCAGUAUAAAAAGCGUAUGAUGCUUGGGUACAAACACAGACCAAAUCCUCUGGGUAAUCCCAGGAAGGCCUAUUACUGACAAUACACGGGGUGUCAACUGCAAUCAAAAAUUCAUCCCAAAAGAGAAAGGAAGUGGGAUUUCGUCAUUUAUUUAAAUAAUAUGUACUUUAUGACAUACUGGUAAUUAAUGUUGUACUUUGGAUUUUGACAAUGCAUAUUGUUGGUUACUUUGUGUGGAUUAUAAAAUCUGUAUACUUCCUUCACCAA
Molecule: messenger RNA, 1591 nt
Organism: Erigeron canadensis
Lineage: Eukaryota; Viridiplantae; Streptophyta; Magnoliopsida; Asterales; Asteraceae
Product: SURP and G-patch domain-containing protein 1-like protein
Exons: 9
Coding region: 159-1403 (414 amino acids)
Biological process (GO): RNA processing
Cellular component (GO): nucleoplasm
Molecular function (GO): RNA binding
Source: RefSeq, a predicted model, not a curated record